Quercus lobata is the source of this 1176-nucleotide messenger RNA. RefSeq lists its product as uncharacterized. Gene Ontology annotation, molecular function: protein binding; aspartic-type endopeptidase activity. Gene Ontology annotation, biological process: proteolysis. Lineage: Eukaryota; Viridiplantae; Streptophyta; Magnoliopsida; Fagales; Fagaceae. The transcript has 3 exons. Bases 1 to 1176 code for a protein of 391 amino acids. The record is from RefSeq and is a predicted model, not a curated record.
AUGGAAGAAAUCCGUCAACUAAAAGCGGACAAGACAAAAGAGAAAGGAAGCCAGCAUGACCCAAAGCAUGCGGCAGACAGAGAAGAGACACUAGCAGGAGGUGUCCCACAGAAUGCAGAACAUUGUUUCAUUACUAUGGCUGAAGCUAUAGCGGUGUCCACUGGAGAACGGAAAAAGAAAACCGAAGGGAGGGAAUAUGAUACGCCCCCACCCAUACCGUGUACUCCUAAGGAACUGGACGUGCUGCUAGAUAAAUGGAUAUCAGACGGAAUCUUUAAACCCAACCAGGUUUCCAAAGAGCCCACAGAGGAAGAAAGAAGAGACCCUCGCUUCUACCGCCUGCACAACUAUGUACAACAUCCCACUGCAGAAUGCUGGGCGCUUCGCAGACUGGUGCACUGCAGGAUUAAAGAAGGGACACUGGAGUUAACCCAGCAGGAGAUCCAAAGAAACCCAUUCCCGAGUCACAAGGGGAAGGGUGUAGCAGCAGUGGUAACAUGCGCAAACCCGGGGGAGGACGAGGAGGAGAACCCAGCCCUGCCUGCCACAGCAAUUACCACCCUACAGCAAAGCACCAAAUUCAAAAAUUUGUUUGACCAGUUGGGACUCACAGCAAAGGAAAGAAAGGUAGCCACAGAGGCUUUGGAAUCAACAGAGAUCACUUUUAGCAAUAAGGAUAUAGAGGUGGGAUACCCAGAUCACAGGAGGCCUCUCUAUUUGGCAGCAUCCAUAAACCAAAUCCCCAUCAAGAGGGCCUUGAUAGAUACAGGUGCUUCCGUAAAUCUCAUUCCAUUGAGCACCUUGCAAGCGGCAGGAAUUUCAGAAAGAAAGAUCCAAGGAUGCCCAAUGGAAGUAACAGGGUUUGGCGGAAGGGGUGAGUACACCGCAGGCCAUAUCCAGCUGUGGUUGAAAGUAGGCCCUAUAGCUUCUUUAGCUCGUUUCCAUGUGGUCAGAACGGAAGUAUCCUAUCAUGUACUUUUAGGAAGGCCCUGGUUGCACAAACACCGAUUGGUCCCGUCCACUUAUCACCAGUGUGUGAAAGAGAGAUUGAAUGGCAUGAUGAUACAUAUAGCUGGAAACCCCUCACCAUUCGAGCAAGCAGAAGCUUGCCUAGUGGAAACCAUGUUUUACGACCAAUGGACUCCAUCUGGGGAAAGCUCAGUUUCAAAGCCAUGA